Molecule: messenger RNA, 1227 nt
Organism: Oncorhynchus mykiss (rainbow trout)
Lineage: Eukaryota; Metazoa; Chordata; Actinopteri; Salmoniformes; Salmonidae
Source: RefSeq, a predicted model, not a curated record
ACAGUGGAAGUUACAACAGUAGAAGAUACAACAGUAGAAGUUACAACAGUAGAAGGUACACCAGUAGAAGAUACAACAGUAGAAGAUACAACAGUGGAAGAUACAACAGUAGAAGUUCCUGCAUUUCAACCCACGUGUGUAAAGAUGUCAGAGGAAAUCUAUGAAAACUGCGAUGGAUUUAGUGGCAAAAAAAAUUAUAAAAUAAAUAAAAUAGAGACCAUGGACAUUAAUGAUCAAAUAUACAACAACGAAAGACCCAUCAUGCCCCGCAAGAAGGAUGGAGUUGGUGAUCAACAUUCAGUGUCUUGUCAGUGGUGGAAGAGAUACUCUGGAGCUGCUGCAGGAUGUCUGGGGCUGCUGUGUGUUCUCCUACUGGCUGGGAUCAUAGGCCUGUUUCUCUACCAGAAAAACCAAUUGACCAGUUCCAACACCCUGACUGAAGAGAGAGACCAGUUACAGACCUGCGGAAACAACCUUACUGAAGAGAGAGACCAGCUACAGACUAGCAACAACACCCCGAACGAAGAGAGAGACCAGCUACAGACUAGCGACAACACGCUGACCAAAGAGAGAAACCAGUUACAGACCAGAUACAACACCCUGACCAAAGAGAGAGACCAGCUACAGACCAGAUACAACACCCUGACCAAAGAGAGAGACCAGCUACAGAAAGAGACAGAACGUCUGAAACAAUCUUUAGUUGAGAAAGUGUGUCCGGACGGAUGGAAGAAGAUUGGUAGCAGUUGUUAUUACGUCUCUACUGAGUACAAAUCCUGGGAGGAGAGCAGACAGGACUGCAGAAAUAGAGGAGCAGACCUGGUGGUCAUCAACAGCCAAGAGAAACAGACAUUUGUCAAUUGGUUAUGUGGAGUAAAGAACUAUGUCUGGAUUGGUCUGACUGACUCUGUUUCUGAGGGGACCUGGAAAUGGGUGGACUACACACCACUGACCACAAAGUAUUGGAACAGUAAAGAGCCUAAUGGUGGAAGAGCAGAGAACUGUGUGUACUUCUACUCCUGGUCAUCAGACACAGGAGCUUGGUGGGACUAUGACUGUUCCUAUCAAUACAGAUGGAUCUGUGAGAAAUAGGAUUCAUCCUCGGUACUCUCUGAACUGCUAAAUAAGAUUAUGCUAAGUACUAUAUAUCGUAAUAUAUUUUCUACUUAUUCAAUUUACCUUGUCAACUACAUACAAUAUAUAACAAGACACAUGUAGAAUACAUUAUAA